Messenger RNA from Ceratina calcarata, 8138 nucleotides. RefSeq names its product spectrin beta chain (gene beta-Spec). Gene Ontology annotation, molecular function: structural constituent of cytoskeleton; actin binding; phospholipid binding. Bases 211 to 6912 code for a protein of 2233 amino acids. The record is from RefSeq and is a predicted model, not a curated record. NCBI's taxonomy places the organism in Eukaryota, Metazoa, Arthropoda, Insecta, Hymenoptera, Apidae. Gene Ontology annotation, cellular component: spectrin. The transcript is spliced from 9 exons.
GCGCAAAGUAUGCGCUCAGUCAGUUGCGCGCCGAUCAAGCGUGUGGACGGGUUCGUGUAGAUCGUUAUCGGUGGUUUUUGGUGUACAUCGGCUAGUUUUUAUGCGAGCACUGGAAUAAAACGUCGGUGUCGUAGGGUAUCCUUGCGAGAAGGAGCGCCCUUGCGCGAAGGGUAAGAGAGACAGAAGUGAGCUGUUGGUCCGAUCGAGAAAAUGACGACCGACAUCUCGGUAGUGCGCGGGGGUUGGGACCCCACGUUACAACAAGAGAUCGUCGAUGAGUACGAAUACGACGGAGGAAACUCGAGCUCGAGGCUUUUCGAACGUUCACGGAUCAAAGCUUUAGCCGGUGAACGCGAAUUGGUACAGAAGAAAACCUUCCAAAAAUGGGUCAACUCCCAUUUGGUUCGGUGUUCCUGCCGAAUCGGCGAUCUGUACGUCGACCUCCGAGAUGGCAAGAUGCUCAUCAAGCUCCUCGAGAUCCUGUCCGGGGAACGCUUGCCACGACCGACCAAGGGGAAAAUGCGGAUUCAUUGUUUGGAGAACGUCGACAAAGCGUUGCAAUUUCUGCGGGAACAGCGAGUGCAUUUAGAGAACAUGGGAUCCCACGACAUAGUCGAUGGAAAUCCGCGUUUGAGCCUCGGCCUCAUCUGGACCAUAAUCCUGCGGUUCCAGAUCCAGGACAUCACGAUCGAAGAAACGGACAAUCAAGAGACAAAGUCGGCCAAGGACGCCCUCCUGCUCUGGUGUCAGAUGAAAACCGCCGGUUAUCACAACGUAAACGUGAGAAACUUCACCACGUCCUGGCGCGACGGGCUUGCUUUCAACGCGAUCAUUCACAAACAUCGACCGGACUUGAUCCAGUUCGACAAACUGUCCAAAUCGAACGCUAUUUACAACUUGAACAACGCGUUCAACGUGGCCGAGGACAAGCUCGGGCUCACGAAACUUUUGGACGCCGAAGACAUAUUCGUCGACCAUCCGGACGAGAAAUCGAUCAUCACUUACGUCGUCACUUAUUACCAUUACUUCUCCAAGAUGAAGCAGGAGACCGUGCAGGGUAAGAGGAUAGGCAAGGUGGUCGGCAUCGCUAUGGAGAACGAUCGCAUGAUACACGAAUACGAGAGCUUGACCAGCGAUCUUCUGCGUUGGAUAGAAGGCACUAUAGAGGCUCUGGGUGAUCGCCGAUUCGCCAAUUCCUUGGUAGGAGUCCAGUCGCAACUCUCCCAAUUCUCCAACUACCGUACCGUCGAGAAACCCCCAAAGUUCGUCGAGAAAGGUAACCUGGAAGUGUUGCUGUUCACGUUGCAAUCUAAGAUGCGAGCCAACAACCAAAAACCGUACACGCCGAAGGAGGGAAAGAUGAUAUCCGACAUCAAUAAGGCGUGGGAGAGGCUGGAGAAAGCGGAACACGAACGCGAGUUGGCCCUGCGCGAAGAGUUGAUCAGACAGGAGAAGCUGGAGCAACUGGCGGCGAGGUUCAAUCGAAAGGCCAGCAUGCGUGAGACCUGGCUGUCGGAGAAUCAACGUCUCGUUUCUCAGGACAACUUCGGCUUCGAUUUGGCCGCGGUCGAGGCCGCGGCGAAGAAGCACGAGGCCAUCGAGACGGACAUCUUCGCCUACGAGGAACGAGUCCAGGCUGUGAUGGCUGUUUCUCAAGAAUUGGAAGCCGAGAACUACCACGACAUCGAACGCAUCAACGCUCGCAAAGAGAACGUUCUACGAUUGUGGAACUACCUGUUGGAUCUGCUUCGCGCCAGGCGUGUGAGGCUGGAGCUGUCUCUGCAACUGCAACAGAACUUCCAGGAGAUGUUGUACAUCCUGGACAGCAUGGAGGAGAUCAAGAUGCGCCUGUUGACCGACGAUUACGGUAAGCACCUGAUGGGCGUCGAGGACCUUCUGCAGAAACAUUCUCUGGUCGAGGCCGAUAUCAACGUCCUCGGCGAGAGGGUAAAAGCUGUCGUCCAGCAAAGCCAGAGAUUCUUGGAACACGGCGGGGAGGGAUACCGACCGUGCGACCCGGCCAUUAUCGUCGAGCGCGUGCAACAGCUCGAAGACGCGUACGCCGAACUAGUGCGUCUGGCCGUCGAGCGCAGAGCCAGGUUGGAGGAGUCCCGUAAACUGUGGCAGUUCUACUGGGACAUGGCCGACGAAGAGAACUGGAUAAAGGAGAAAGAGCAGAUCGUGUCCACCGGGGACAUCGGCCACGACUUGACCACUAUAAACUUGCUGUUGUCGAAGCACAAGGCGUUGGAGAACGAGAUACAGUCGCACGAGCCGCAGCUGAUGUCCGUGGCCGCUGCCGGUGACGAGCUCGUGCGUCAGAAACAUUUCGGAUCCGACAGGAUCCAGGAGAGGCUCCGAGAGAUAUUGGGAAUGUGGAAUCAUCUGUUGGACUUGGCCGCGUUCAGAAGAAAGAGGCUGGAAGAGGCCGUGGAUUAUCAUCAACUGUUCGCGGACGCGGACGACAUCGAUAUUUGGAUGCUGGACACGUUGCGGCUCGUAUCGUCCGAAGACGUCGGCAGGGACGAAGCGAACGUUCAGUCGUUGUUGAAGAAGCAUAAAGACGUCACCGACGAGCUCAAGAACUAUGCCGCCAUCAUCGAUCAGCUUCACCAACAGGUCUCCGCCCUCGGCGAACAGGACGCCAAGUCGCCGGAAGUGUUGGAGAGGCUGGCGUCCAUCGACUCGAGGUACAAGGAGCUCAUGGAACUCGCGAAACUACGCAAACAGAGAUUGUUGGACGCGUUGUCGUUGUACAAGCUGUUCAGUGAGUCGGACGGUGUGGAGCAAUGGAUCGGCGAGAAGAAUCGCAUGCUGGAGACCAUGGUGCCGGCCAAGGAUAUCGAGGACGUCGAAAUCAUGAAGCACAGGUACAACGGUUUCGAGAAGGAGAUGUAUGCGAACGCGUCGCGAGUCGCCGUCGUUAAUCAAUUAGCGAGGCAGCUGCUGCACGUCGAGCAUCCCAAUUCCGAGCAGAUCGUGGCCCGUCAGAACGAGCUGAAUCAGAAAUGGGCCGAACUACGGGAGAAAGCGGAGAACAAGCGCGACGAAUUGAACUCUGCGCACGGCGUGCAAACUUUCCAUAUCGAGUGCCGCGAGACGGUGUCCUGGAUCGAGGACAAGAAGCGUAUUCUCCAGCAGACGGACAGCCUGGAGAUGGAUCUGACCGGAGUGAUGACACUGCAGCGUCGACUGAGCGGCAUGGAGCGCGACUUAGCGGCCAUCCAAGCGAAAUUAGACGCUUUGGAGCAGGAGGCGCAGAACAUUCAGCAACAGAAUUUGGAGGAUCCCGAGGUGAUCAAGGGGAGGAUCGAUCAGAUACAGACUAUUUGGGAACAGUUGACACAGAUGUUGAAGGAGCGCGACGCGAAACUGGAGGAGGCCGGCGAUCUUCACAGAUUCCUCAGAGAUCUGGAUCACUUCCAGGCUUGGCUGACCAAGACGCAGACCGACGUGGCCAGCGAGGACACGCCGACCACGUUGACCGACGCCGAGAAACUAUUGACGCAACAUCAGAAUAUCAAGGAGGAGAUCGACAACUAUACCGACGACUAUCAGAAGAUGAUGGAGUACGGCGAACGGCUGACCAGCGAGGCCGGUGACGGUGACACGCAGUACAUGUUCCUCAGGGAGAGGUUGAACGCAUUGAAGCGCGGCUGGGAAGAAUUGCAUCAGAUGUGGGUCAACAGGCAGUUGUUGUUAUCGAAUUCGUUGAAUCUGCAGAUAUUCGAUCGCGACGCUCGCCAGGCAGAGGUGCUUUUGUCUCAGCAAGAGCACAUUCUCGCCAAGGACGAGACGCCGGCGAACUUCGAGCAGGCCGAGCACAUGAUAAAGCGGCACGAGGCGUUCAUGACCACGAUGGACGCGAACGACGAAAAGAUCAACUCUGUGGUGCAGUUCGCCGGACGACUGGUCGACGAGGGUCACUUCGCGGCGGACAAAGUCAGGAAGAAGGCGGAGAGCAUCAAUGAGCGUCGCCGUGUCAACCGCGAGAAGGCGAACCGGUGCAUGGAGAGGCUCAAGGAUCAAUUGCAGUUGCAAAUGUUCCUGCAGGACUGCGAGGAGCUGGCCGAGUGGGUCCAGGAGAAGCAUAUCACCGCUCAGGACGAGACUUACAGAAGCGCGAAGACGGUGCACAGCAAGUGGACCAGGCAUCAAGCGUUCGAGGCCGAGAUCGCCAGCAACAAGGAUCGCCUGCAGCAGUUGCAGCAGGCCGCCGAGGAAUUGAUACAACAGAAACCCGACCUGGCCGAGAUAGUCAAGCCCAAGGUGGCGGAGUUGGCGGAUCAGUUCGAGGAGCUGGAGACUACGACUCACGACAAGGGCGAACGGCUGUUCGACGCGAAUCGCGAGGUUCUCAUUCAUCAGACCUGCGACGACAUCGAUUCCUGGAUGAACGAGCUCGAGAAACAGAUAGAGAGCACGGACACUGGCUCCGACUUGGCGUCGGUGAACAUCUUGAUGCAGAAACAACAAAUGAUCGAAACUCAGAUGGCCGUGAAAGCGAGACAGGUCACCGAGCUGGAUAAACAGGCCGAGCAUUUACAGCGCACGGUGCCCGACGAUAAGAUGCACGAGAUCAAGUGUAAGAAGGAGAAGGUCGCGCAGAGGUUCGAGCAACUGAAGGCGCCGUUGAUCGACCGGCAACGUCACUUGGAGAAGAAGAAGGAGGCCUUCCAGUUCAGACGCGACGUGGAGGACGAGAAGCUGUGGAUCGGCGAGAAGAUGCCACAGGCGACCAGCACGGAAUACGGCAACUCCUUGUUCAACGUUCACACGUUGAAGAAGAAGAAUCAAUCGCUCCGCACGGAGAUAGAGAACCACGAGCCGAGGAUCAAUCUAGUGUGCAACAACGGACAGAAGCUUAUCGACGAGGGCCACGAGGACAGUCCCGAGUUCCAGACAUUGAUAUCUGAACUGACGGAGAAGUGGCGGGAGCUGAAAGACGCGGUGGACGACAGGAACAAACAUCUGUUGCAGAACGAGAAGGCGCAGCAGUACUUCUUCGACGCGACCGAGGCGGAAUCCUGGAUGAGCGAGCAAGAGUUGUACAUGAUGGUGGAAGAUCGCGGCAAAGACGAGAUCUCGGCGCAGAACCUUAUGAAGAAACACGAGUCCCUGGAGCACGCCGUGGAAGAUUACGCGGAGACCAUCCGUCAGCUCGGUGAAACGUCUAGGCAACUGAUCAACGACCAACGACACCCUCUCGCCGACCAGAUCGCCGUGAAGCAAUCGCAGGUGGACAAACUGUACGCCGGCUUGAAGGAUCUGGCCGGCGAACGCCGUGCGAAACUCGACGAGGCCCUACAAUUGUUCAUGCUGAACAGAGAAGUCGACGAUCUGGAGCAAUGGAUCGCGGAGAGAGAAGUGGUAGCCGGUAGCCACGAACUCGGCCAGGAUUACGAUCAUGUGACUCUGCUCUGGGAGAGAUUCAAGGAGUUCGCCAGAGACACCGAGGCGAUAGGAUCGGAGAGGGUCGCCGCGGUGAACGGGAUCGCGGACUCUCUGAUCGCGACCGGACACUCCGACGCCGCGACUAUCGCCGAAUGGAAAGACGGUUUGAACGAGGUCUGGCAAGAUCUAUUGGAACUGAUCGAGACUCGCACGCAGAUGUUGCAGGCUAGCCGGGAAUUGCACAAGUUCUUCCAUGACUGCAAGGACGUGCUCGGAAGAAUUUUGGAGAAACAGAACGCGAUGUCGGACGAGUUGGGUCGCGACGCUGGUUCGGUCUCUGCUCUGCAACGGAAACACGGUAAUUUCAUGCAGGACCUGUCGACGCUCGACUCUCAGGUAAAGAUGAUCCAAGAGGAAUCGGCCAAGUUGCAAGCCAGUUACGCCGGCGACAAGGCUAGAGAGAUAACGAACCGUGAAGGGGAAGUGGUCGCCGCUUGGAACAACCUCAAGUCGCUGUGCGAGGCCAGGAAAAUGAAACUGGAGGAUACCGGAGACUUGUUCCGGUUCUUCAACAUGGUCAGAACUCUGAUGAUCUGGAUGGACGACGUGGUUCGUCAGAUGAACACUUCGGAGAAGCCUCGCGACGUCGCCGGAGUGGAAUUGUUGAUGAACAAUCAUCAGAGUUUGAAGGCCGAGAUAGACGCCAGGGAGGACAAUCUGAUGGCGUGUAUCAAUCUUGGAAAGGAUCUACUGGCUAGGAACCAUUACGCCAGCAGCCAGAUCAAGGAGAAAUUGGCAACGCUUACCGAUCACAGGAACGCGUUACUGCACAGAUGGGAGGAACGUUGGGAGAAUUUGCAAUUGAUUUUGGAAGUAUACCAGUUCGCUAGAGACGCAGCGGUUGCCGAGGCCUGGUUAAUCGCUCAGGAGCCAUAUCUCAUGAGCCAAGAAUUAGGCCAUACGAUCGACGAGGUGGAGAACUUGAUCAAGAAGCACGAAGCCUUCGAGAAAUCGGCAGCCGCGCAGGAGGAAAGGUUCAGUGCCUUGCAUCGACUAACUACGUUCGAAUUGAAAGAAAUGAAGAGGAGGGAACAAGAGAGAGAAGAAGAGGAAAGACGUAAGAAAGAGGAGGCGGCGGCGGCAGCCGAGGCGGCUCGAUUAGCCAAGGCAACUCCGGUAACUAGUCCAGACGAACCACCCAGCGAGAGAGCCGAAGCGGACGGUGUGACUAGCGGUGAACGCCCUGCCGGGGAAGACGAGUCAGCUGUGGCACAUCGCAAGGCUUCUACACGUACAUCACAGCCGCAAGUUAAACCCAAGGAAGUGCAUGCUCAGAAACCUGCACGUCUGUCGACCCGAGGAGAGGCAACACCAUCCGCUACCCCCACAAGAUCUCCGCAAGCUCUAACAAGUCCGACAAGUAAGGAUCACACUGUUUUGUUUCACCAGUACGCGAGAUCUCCAAAAAACAAAACACAUACGAGAUCCUCGAUACAUAAGUAUUUGAUAUAUUUUUAAAUUAUAUAUAAAAAUACGGUAGAGAAAUACUAGUUGUACAAACGUAAAUGUACUUGUUCAGACGACGGUCACUCCGUGAUCACGUGCGAAAGUAGCUCUGUCCGGUCUCGCCCAAUUUCUCGCGUGGACCAGCCGGACAGGUGCUUCCGAAUUCGUCGACGAAUUUGCAAGCCUCCAAAAUUCUUAACGUCUCGUCGACGGAACGGGAUAAAGAUAUCUCGCUGAUCGCGACGUGUCGAAUUAUCUGAUCCUUGUCGAUGACGAACAGCCCCUUCAAGCAAAUGCCCUCCUUCCGAUCGAGCACUCCGUACGUUUUCGAUAUCUGGUGGUUCUUGUCGGAUAAAACGGCCAUUUUCAUGUCACCCAGACCGCCCUGCUUCCGGGGUGUGACGAUCCACGCUAGAUGAGCGUACUGAGAGUCCGUGGAAAUCGCCACUAUCUCGCAGCCUGGUUUUAAAUAGAGCCAAUGUUGUACUAUUUCUGUGCGCGCGUGUACUUUAACGUCGACGUGAGAUCCUAGGAUUCGGUGGGGAAGGGUGUAUGUGUGAUACCUAAAUUCUGGAACUCCUCUACGCGAUCGUUGAACUGUAUCAUUUCCGUGGGACAGACGAAAGUGAAAUCGUAUGGGUAAAAGAGCAGAAUCAGAUAUUUCCCGUCGUAAUCUUUCAACGAUAUAUCUUGCAUAUUCGUAUCAAUUAUCCCGACGCCUUUCCAGGCCGGUGCUUUCGUCGAGAUCGCGGGUACCGCGUGUACUUCCGGUUCGCGAGGUCUCUGCGGUUGCUCGCCGCAACCGCUGCAGAAAUCGCUGUGCUCUAUUUUACUGCUUCGUAGAAACGGAUCGAAAAUCGUCGUCAUCUCGUCUAUCGGUUAUAUCGGAUAUAACAGUUUCUACGCGAAAACGCGAACGUCGUCGUCUCGGUUAUUAACGAAAACAAAAAAGAAGUUCGAGCGAUCGAAAUGCUCGGUAACAAUCUUCUCGUCGUCGUCUUCGUCGUCGUCGUCGUCGUCGUCGUCGUCGUUGAGCUGAGCAAUUUCAGGAAUUUCGCAUGAGCAUGUCCUCCUCGUACACAGAUCCCCACUGUCCGCUGUCUGAUCACGUAGUAGUAUUCCCGAACAAGGAUUUGGUUUAUCUCUCUGCUCUAUUCCGAUUCGAAGCGAUAAGCUAGACUAUCGAUUGGAUAAUGUGUAAGUAGCUAAUAAUUGCGCGUGUGUUGCGUGUGUCGUUU